This is a messenger RNA of Ylistrum balloti, 1575 nucleotides long. RefSeq names its product dipeptidase 1-like. Gene Ontology annotation, molecular function: metallodipeptidase activity. Bases 1 to 1341 code for a protein of 446 amino acids. NCBI's taxonomy places the organism in Eukaryota, Metazoa, Mollusca, Bivalvia, Pectinida, Pectinidae. The record is from RefSeq and is a predicted model, not a curated record. Gene Ontology annotation, biological process: proteolysis. The transcript is spliced from 10 exons.
AUGUCGUCCGGAGGUUCAAUACAGGGUCUGACCACAUCAAAACUUGAGUUUAAGAGGGGGAGUACUCGUGACAGAUUGAUCCUAGCUUUGAUAAUUGUCGGGGGAAUAGCACUAGUAAUUGGUCUUGCAGUAGGGAUCCCAUUGUCUAAACGAGAUGCUGUACCAGGACCAACCCAUGACCCUGACCUAGCGUUCGCUAGAUCGUUCUUACAAGACAAUGUGUUAAUUGACGGUCACAACGAUCUCCCCUGGCAAAUUCGACAGUAUGAGCAAAACAAGGUGAACAACGUCAACCUAAAUACGGAUACUAGGAAUGAAUGGCCCCCAGGAACGCCUAUGACAGAUAUGUCCUUUCCUGUACUCCCCCCUCAGACGGAUAUACCAAGACUCCUGGAGGGGGGUGUUGGUGCGCAGUGGUGGGCGGCAUUCGUCUCGUGUGCCGCUACAGCUAAAGAUGCCGUGCGUCAGGGCUUUGAUCAGGUCGAUGUAAUCCACAAGUUCACCGAUAAAUAUCCAGAGGCCUUCACGUUGGCACGGUCUGCAGACGAUAUAGUAAACAUAUUUGCGAACAAUAAAAUCGCAAGUCUGAUUGGUUUGGAGGGAGGUCACAUGAUUGGUAACACCCUGGGCAAUCUUCGUAUGUAUUACAUGAUCGGUGUCCGAUACAUGACCUUGACCCACAGCUGUGACAACGACUGGGCGGAUAACUACAAGGCAGAUUUAAAUGGAGGAAUAUCAAAGGGUCUUACAGACUUUGGAAAGGUCGUGGUACGUGAAAUGAACAGACUUGGGAUGAUCGUGGAUGUGUCACAUGUGUCUUAUCAAACAAUGAUUGACGCUAUUCAGACGUCGGAUGCACCAGUGAUCUUCAGUCAUUCAUCAGUGUUUGCUCUUUGCAAUCACUACAGGAACGUGAAGGACGAUGUUCUUCGAAUGAUGAAACAAAAGAACGGUAUCAUCAUGAUCAACUUCUACACUGGUUACAUCAACUGUAAUCCGGACCACGCUAACACAACAACCGUGUCACAAGUAGCAGAUCACAUCGAUUAUGUAAAGAAACUGAUUGGCGUGGAGUAUGUGGCCAUAGGUGCCGACUAUGACGGAGUUCCGUUUAUGCCCUUGGAGCUUGAGGAUUCUUCAACCUACCCCGUGAUAUUUGCCGAGCUUAAAAGACGAAAUUGGUCGGUGGAAGAUCUAAAGAAGUUGGCUGGUCUUAAUUUUCUUCGUGUCUUUAGGGCGGUUGAGAAGGUGAGAGAUGACAAACAAAACCUACCUCCUUAUGAAGACAUCAUUGAUAAGGCUGAUUACAUAAUGCCUCAUAACUGUACUACCAGUUUCUAGCUCCAGUCAAUUCAAAGCGAACGGAAUAAUUAAAAAAAAUAACAGAUUUAGCGGUAUUAUAUUUGGUAUCUUUUGCGCUUAAAUCAAAGCCCUUACUCAUGUUGGCGAUUAUAACGAGUUUCACUAAAGCAAUGCAUUUUACCUAGAUUGUGGUUGUGCUGUUUAAUCAACAUGGUAAUCUGUAAUAAAAUGAUCAGUUCAAUAACAGUGUGAAAACUUCAGUAGAAGUAGAUA